CUGUUGCAGAAGAGCUAUUCUAGCUGCACAGAAGUUUGUCCAGGUGACCCCAAUGGAAGUGGACAUCCUUUUUCAAUUGGCAGGCUUAUCAGAGUCGCCUGGGUGUGUUGGAUUAGCAGACAUUGAAAGAAUUGCACCAUUAGAGGAAGGAGCUCUCCCCUAUAACUUGACAGAGGCUCAAAGACAGCAGUCUGCAGGUGAUGUGUCUCUGAUCCAGGUAGCGGAGUCAGCCUACAGGUUCGGUCUUGGUUCAAUUGCUGGAGGCUACUGUGGCAGGGUGACUGAUGGUCUGACGUCACGGCAGAAGCAGGAACAAAAAAUACUGACACCAAGGCAGUACUGCAGUUCAAAGUGAAUGACUUUGUCAGAGGAAAAAGUGCUCAGAAAGAUGGCUCUGUUCCACUCUUUGCAGAAAUUUUAGCUGGUGGUUGCAUGAACUAAAAUAUCAAAGAGUGUCUUGUUUAGGCUGGAAGCUCCCAGGUGAUUUUCACCAACCCUCUGGAGAUGGUGAAGAUCCGAUUGCAGGUGGCUGGAGAGAUCACCACUGGUCCUCAUGUCAGUGCGCUGUCUGUCAUACGGGAUCUGGGAUUCUUUGGGCUUU
This is a messenger RNA of Acipenser ruthenus (sterlet), 601 nucleotides long. Its product is annotated as electrogenic aspartate/glutamate antiporter SLC25A13, mitochondrial-like. Bases 53 to 355 code for a protein of 100 amino acids. The transcript has 6 exons. The record is from RefSeq and is a predicted model, not a curated record. Lineage: Eukaryota; Metazoa; Chordata; Actinopteri; Acipenseriformes; Acipenseridae.